Linderina pennispora is the source of this 1833-nucleotide messenger RNA. RefSeq lists its product as uncharacterized. NCBI's taxonomy places the organism in Eukaryota, Fungi, Kickxellomycota, Kickxellomycetes, Kickxellales, Kickxellaceae. The record is from RefSeq and is a predicted model, not a curated record. The transcript has a single exon. Bases 116 to 1645 code for a protein of 509 amino acids.
AUCCGCAACUUUGCGCUGGCAUCAUCGCCACCCGCCGCCUUCAACGCCGCCAUCGACCUACGCGAUAGCACCGGCACUGCAUCAUCAUCGCCGCUGGCAAACAACUCCAACGACGAUGACGACGGUACGCCGUCGAGCAUCGCCAUUCUGGGCUCCAGCCUGCCGCGCUCCGCUGGCCACACGCUCGAAUCGCAAAUGUACAAGAUGCGUCUGCGCGGCCCCAACGCCGUCCCAGCCCCGCGCGUGUCGUCGCCACUGGCGCCCGCUCACGACUCUGCGUCGCGCCGGACCAUCGUCGGGUGCAGCAGCAGUUGCCCAGCAGGCGCUAGGGACGACGGGCUCAGCGGUGCCGUCACGGACGCCAUCGAACUAUUUCCGCGCGCAGUUGCCGCCACUGCCAGGUGCGAAUGGCGUGGCGGGGCAGUCAAACUCGUCGGUAGCGAGCCUGGCGCAUGCAUCGGUGCGCACGGCAUCGCAGAGCCACCUGAGCCCGUACGCGCACCGGUCGGGCAACAGCAGCGAGAACAGCAGCACCGACGGCAGCCCGGCAGGAUCGGUGGUGCCGCCGCACUCGGUCAAUGUGCCGAGCCCGCUGGCUCGCUCCAGCGAUGAGACGCCGGCGGCGCGUAAGCCCACGGUGAUGCGCAAGCGGGCGAAGCUGACGCGUACACGCUGGCAUUUCGGCAUCCGGUCGCGGUCGCCGCCUGCCGACGUCAUGGCUGAGGUCUACCGGGCGCUGCUGCAGCUGGGCAUGAAGUGGAAGCACUUUAACCCCUACCAUCUGCGUGCCAUGUAUAUCGACGCGCAGGGCCGCCAGGUCAAGAUCGACCUGCAGCUGUACAAGCUCGACUCGCGUGACAACUACCUGGUCGACUUCAAGGCUGUUAUCCCGACCCCCAAGUCCACGGCUGACUUGGGCGCCAGCGACUCGGGCACCAUCCCGACAUACCGUGCAGGUGAGAACACGCUGAUAGCUCCGCCACCACCGUUCAUCCAGGCAGCCCGCCGGCGGAUGUCAUCGGCUGCACGGCCCGUUUCGGCGGUAUUGGACGACGUCGCCAUGAUGAUGGGUGCCGAGCAGGCCGAGCCGCGGUCGCUCGACGACCAGUUCCUGGACUCGGACUACCCUAUCCAGAUUCCAGCUGAGGUGCCCGCGCCAUCGCUGCCAGCCGGCCACGACCGCUCAGACAUGCUGCCGGAGCCCGACACAUUACCAGCACGCACCAUGCAGCGGCGGUUGGGCGGCGGCUCGCCGAUGUCGUCUGCAGCGGGCUUUGAAGAGUCCAGCGAGAGUAUAGAGGCUUCGGGUGGUAUUCCGAUCCCCGGCUCGCUGGCAAAGUCGCCGGUGCGCGCAAUCGACAUCAACCAAAGACGCAAUCUGGCCGAAUCACAGAGCUCUGGCCAGUUCCUGGGCGGCACGCCGCGUAGCCAGGGGAAGGCGCCCGGCAGCUACAUGCCCGGCAGCGUCGUCGGCCGCGUGUCAUUGGCACGCACAGACGUGUCGCUGACCGCCGAUGGCGUCGGCGCCGGCAAUGGCGCAAGUAGAUUGGCGCAGGAGCGCGUGGUCAAUGCGUUCCCGUUCUUUGACGUGUGCUGCAGGCUAAUUACGGAGCUGGCUGUGCCGUCGGCCCCACAGGCGUCGUAAGCAUGGCCCGCCUUGUGUUGGAAUAUAGACUUGCUUCUUCUUUUUCUCAUUAUUUCUUGCUGCUGCUAGCUCAACCUGGCGGCCUUGGUUGAUUAUUGUAAACACAUAGUACUACCUUUUUGGUGGUGGAAAUGGUGUGUGAUUUCUUGCAAUGUUUGGGGCUCCAAUCAGAGCAUACGUUGAUUUCU